Maudiozyma saulgeensis is the source of this 2001-nucleotide messenger RNA. NCBI's taxonomy places the organism in Eukaryota, Fungi, Ascomycota, Saccharomycetes, Saccharomycetales, Saccharomycetaceae. The record is from the annotation of a GenBank genome assembly.
AUGCCUGACUACGACUCUCUGAGAAGAUUCUACCGUGUGCAUAAUGCUUGCAUCCAAUUGCGUGAUGCCAUGAAUGCCAUCUAUACUGAUGGCCUCUCCAACGCAGAUCUAACUACUAUGCAAGAAGCACCUUCUAGUGAUGAUAUGUUACAAGGGAUCAUUGCUUCUCCUGCUACUUCUAUUGCUACAUAUUUGAAAAAUGCCCAAUCCACAAUGGAUAUUGCUAAAGUGAUUGAAUAUUAUAGCUUUGACCCCAAUCAAACGGAUUUGGAAGAAUAUACUUCUGGAAGACCUAUCCUGUUUAACCUGGAAACUGAUUCCUCUGUAGUCACUGAUGAUACUAAAUUGAGUGCGCUGGGGAAAAACUGGUUAGUUUCUUUAAUUUCAUUAGUCCUAUAUGAACGAUUCCCAUUUGCAGAUGCCCCAGCAUUAGAUUCGUUAUGUAACAGGCUCUUAGAGAGUGAUUGCUUCGACAAUUUCUUAUCUAAUGGUACUAGUGUUGAUCCUAAAUUUACAUCCUUUAACGCUUAUAUUGGUGCAUUAAUUGUUGAUAGAGCAUAUGGUUUCCAUUUAGAAGAAAUUAAAAUGUAUAUACAAUCAUUAAUUCAAGAAAAUGCAAAACUAUAUAGUACGGAAAUGAUUAAUGGUUUGUAUCGUAAGAAUCCGAAGUAUCAAGUUAUGAAACUUUUAGAAGGAAAUAAAUUAAAAGUUAAUCCAACUUUUAAUCGAACUAAUUCUAAUGGCAAGAAUAAAAAAAUUACCAUAGAAAUUAAAUUGAAAGAUAUCUUAUUGGGUACCGGUUCUGGAGAAUCAGUUAGCAACGCUGAACAAAAUGCCUCUAGAGAUGCGUUAGCUAGAAAGAUCCUAGAUCAAUAUUCCAUACAUAAGAAUAUUCCAAAUAAUAAACCAACAACUUCUGUUUCUAAUGGAUCACAACAACAAAAGAAAUUGGAUCCAACUAAUACUAAUGGUUUACCACCAUUACCACUAAAGAUGCCAGAUUUACCUCCACCAUUAAAGAAAACGGAACAAGUUUCAGAAAUCGUUCAACAACGAAGAAAUUCCAUCAAACCACCCGUCUCUGAAAUUGUUCAACAACGUAGAAACUCUAUCAAGCCUCCUGUAACAGCAAAUGGUAAAUCAAACAAACAACAAAAUGUCCAACAAAGACGUGUUCCAGGUUCAUUGGAUCCAGCUAAAGAUCCACAAGGUUCCAGAGGUAAUAAAAACAGUAAUAGUAAUAACGGCAGUGCUAACAAUAGUAGGCAGGGCAGCAGGCAAUCAUCUGUAUCAGGAGACGGUCAAAGAGCUAGGAGAAUGAUGGGUAUCAAGGGCCUACGUGAAAAGGAUAACUAUACCUUGAAACUUGAAGAACGUGCCAAAGAAGUCUUACUGGAAAAUGCAUCAAGAGUUGAGAGUGAUUUAACAAUAAACGGACCUCCAUCAUUUGAUGAUGAUAGUGAUGAAGAAAGAGAGACUGUACGUAGAAAGAGUAUCAUCAAUAUCAGACGUUCUAGUGUUUUAAGUGUACAAAAGGAUAUAACACCACGUAAACAAUCAAUGCCCCGUCCUUGGGAAAAUGAUACUACACCUUUAGCAAGACCUUUAAGCACAAGGUUUGAAGUUGGGACUUCUUCUAGACCUUCAGCAUUGAUCCUGGAAAGGAAAGAAGUCAAGAAGCCGGUCGCAGAUGUUGGAAACUCUCAGGCUACAGUGGCUACCAAGGCUCCUAUUACUCCUGCUGCCACACCUGUUAAAAAGAUCGCUGCACCAACUUCAUCCAAUUCUCUUGACAAGGAUGCUAAAAUCAAAUUGAAUACAUUCUACUCAAAACAAGGUGAUGAUGUUCCAACCUUCUUUACAAGAUUCUUAGGACCAGGUAAGUUUCAUACAGUUUGUAGAUUAAAGAGCAAUCCUGAUACUAUACUUGCUGAGGCAGAUGGUAAAUCCAAGGAAGUUUCACAAUUGAUGGCUGCUUCUAUUGCCCUAGCUGCCUUAUGA